ACGCUCCUCGGGAUCUUUGUUUACAUUCGUCCAUCCAUGCGAGUUGUGCUGUGACGUUGUCACAACCUCAGAAGACGGACGACAUCGUCACUUCAGGCUUCUGCGCUUCAAAGGGGGACAACCUUGUGGAUUUGAGCGUCCUCCCAACAAUUCCUCUUUCGAGCUUCCAAACCGGUUGCCACCAUUUCACCUCCAAACAUGUACAGCUCCAGCUAUUCCCGGGCCAAGUUUGGCCUGGAGGCGAGGGAGCCUUUGCACAAGCCCAAAGGCAAGAGCUGUGGCUACUAUUUGAGGAUCGUAUUCUUCUUCUCCUCACUUAUCCAGUCCCUCAUCAUCGUCAGCCUUGUGCUCUUCCUCAUCUACGGGCAACCGGAGAAGUCAGCUGAGGAGAUGAGAGUCAAGGAGCUGGAGCUCGGCUUCAACAGACUGAGUGAGAACAACAUACAGCUGAGGAGGGAGAAAGGCGAGCUGGGAGCUCAACUUGGGGCACGCACGGCUGAGAAAGAUGCUCUUGUGAAGCAGCUGGAGCAGCUCAUGACUUAUACCAACGCGACCAAGUUUGACCUCAUGAAUAAAUUAGCCAACUGUGAGAGGCAGAUGAUGACAACGCAAAGCAUGCUUAUGCGAUGUUCCAACCCCCGAAUACAGCAGCAACCUGUUGUGGUCGCUCCAAGCAAUGAGCUCAAAACUUUACAGAGCCUCAACGCGCAGCAGAAAGCAAUGAUUGAACUCAUCGAAGCCAACUUCAGCCACACGGUCCACUAUCUGAGUCAGGAGAGGGACAAUGCCCUCAAGGACAGAGACGUCCACCACCAGGAUGGCAUCGCUCUCCGCAGAGAAAACACCAUGCUGAAGGAGCAGCUUGCCGCCUACACCAGGAAAUGUAAAGAGGACUUUGCUCAUUCUUUGAAUGGAAUCCAAUCGGUGACCAGGGAAUUUCUCACCAAAAUCAACAACCUGUUCCCCCACCAGCUGACCUUUCACCUCACCUGUGAGAGUCAGCAGGAGGAACUGGAGACGAUAAGAAACAGCUGCACCAGCCUUUCCAAGGAUGUGGAGAACAAGUUUCAGCUGUAUUUGGACAACGUGGGCAACAAGGUGGCUCAGAUUCAAGUCAAGUCGAGCCGACUGGAGGUGGAAAACUCGCACUUUAGCGCCGACUUGCAGAGAUGUGAACAGAACCGCAACGAGACACUCGCCGAGGCCAGCAGGCAGCUACAACUCAAGCAGAAGACUCAUGACGAGAAGAUGGAGAAACUGCUGAUUGAGCAGAACCGGCUAAGAGAACAGAAACAAUUGCAAGCGGAUACCUUGGCCCUGAGAGAAAAGGAGCUGCAGACCCUGAGGGCAUUGCCCAGUUGCAAGGUAAGAUGAACUGCUGUGUGUGGAAGACGCACCAUCAGUGUAAAAAAGCCAUUCGUCAUAAGAUAUAUCAAGACGCCGCAAACAAGUCUCAGAACAGUCUGUAAAUAUCCUGAUUCGUCAUGCACUCAUGAUUGCUUCUGACUUCGAAAAACGUGUAAUAAAUGUGUGUUUAUCCUGACAGUCAAGGUCAUGCAAAGCACGUGAUAAUGACACUGGUGUAAAUAUUGCUUGUGGGUGGAACUCACUUUGUAGAGAAACAAAUGUUUCUUUUUUGUCAGUUGAAUAAAUUAAAUGAACCAUCAAAA
Messenger RNA from Hippocampus comes (tiger tail seahorse), 1670 nucleotides. RefSeq names its product plasmalemma vesicle associated protein b (gene plvapb). The record is from RefSeq and is a predicted model, not a curated record. The transcript has 8 exons. Gene Ontology annotation, biological process: positive regulation of cellular extravasation; regulation of vascular permeability. Bases 199 to 1374 code for a protein of 391 amino acids. NCBI's taxonomy places the organism in Eukaryota, Metazoa, Chordata, Actinopteri, Syngnathiformes, Syngnathidae.